Messenger RNA from Volvox carteri f. nagariensis, 1253 nucleotides. RefSeq lists its product as uncharacterized. The transcript is spliced from 7 exons. Gene Ontology annotation, molecular function: peptidyl-prolyl cis-trans isomerase activity. The record is from RefSeq and is a predicted model, not a curated record. Lineage: Eukaryota; Viridiplantae; Chlorophyta; Chlorophyceae; Chlamydomonadales; Volvocaceae. Gene Ontology annotation, biological process: protein peptidyl-prolyl isomerization. The coding region runs from base 165 to 1253 and encodes 362 amino acids.
CAAAUCUUACUAGGACUUUUCCUUGUGAUAACCCUCUGGCUUUUUGCAAAUGACAUGACCACGCGACACUAUACGUUCCCCUGACUUGUACCAGCACGUGCGUCAAUAGGAAAAUUAUACAUAUAAUUAGACAUUACAGGUAGCUCCUUACCAGUUUCGCAGGAAUGGGAAAAGGAGGCACGAAGUUCGUUGGAGAUGCGGUCAGCGUCCGGCGCAAGGCAGCAGUCAAUGAUACUGUCAAGAACAUCAAACGGAACCUUGACAAGUUUCUCGAGACAGGAGUGCAUCCUGAAAUAGAGCGCAUGCGCCAGGAACGGGCCAACCAGUUGCCCGCGCUGCCAGAUCUGGACCUGCACCGGCCCUUUGUGUUCCUGGACAUAGCCGUGGGGGGCAAGCAGCAAGGCCGACUGGUGGUUGAGCUGUUCGACGACAUCGUGCCGGUGGCCGCCAACCACUUCCGGAACAGGUGCCUUCCCGGCUCAUCUGCGGGUCUUACUGGCACCGCCUUCCACAAGCUGCUACCCCGGUACGCCCUGCACGGCGGCCUGCAACGCACCGGCGGCACCAGCGGCAGCAACCGCCCGGGAGCUGGCACCAGCUCUACCUCCGGCGGCGACGGCGGCGGCGUGCGGCUGCAGCCCAACACGCAGCUCCGCGCGGUUGAGGGCGGACUGGUUUUGGUGGCGCUGGAAGGAGAGGACUUUGCAAUAUCCUUGGACAGGGCGCUAGACCUGGACCGGACACAUCAGGUUGUGGGUCGCAUCCACAAGGGCCGUGAGCUGCUGGACGGCCUGGGGGAUUUGCGCACCUUGCCGGACGACUCCCCCGCGCAGAGGGUGGUGGUGCUGAGGGCGGGCGCCACCAACCACCUGGGCAACCACGAGGAGUUGGGAGGGGCGGAGGAGAGGGGAGGGGCAGGAGGGGUACCGCCAAUGGACGCGGCGACGCGGCUGCAGGAACAGUCCGAGGAGGCGCGCUCGGCCCUGAUGGAUGCGCUGAGCGAGGGCCUACAGCGGAAGCGGAAGCCGGACGGCUCAGCAGAGGACGGCAGCGCGGAUGCCGCCGGCCCCUCUACUGCGGCUGCUGACGCGGACGGGGCAGGAGGAGCCCCGGCGGCGGCGGCGCCGCGGCCAGCGCCAGCAACUCGCAGCGUUAAAGCGCGGCUCCUGGAUAGCAUGUUGGGAGACCUAGAGGAUAGCGGGAGUAGCAGCAGCAGUAGUGAUGAAGAUGAAGACGGUGGUGGCGGCAGCUGA